This is a messenger RNA of Theobroma cacao (cacao), 768 nucleotides long. The record is from RefSeq and is a predicted model, not a curated record. NCBI's taxonomy places the organism in Eukaryota, Viridiplantae, Streptophyta, Magnoliopsida, Malvales, Malvaceae.
AUGGAAGAAAGAAGCAGCUCAUCAUGCGCCAUUGGAGUUCCUUUAUCUGCCGCUACAGCGCCGGGUCUCCCUGCUGACGUGCGUGUGCAAGCCCCUCCCCUUCCAAGGCAGCUCUUCUCCGAAACCCGAGUUACUGCGAAUACUGAUCAUCGUAUCCCUAAUGACCAACGGUCAAAGAAGAGUAUAUUUUUGCUGGUAUUAGCGUCAUUAACGACGGUAAUAGCAUUUCAUAUAUCGGUUAGGACAUUAUUCCGGCCCAGUCGUCCUAAAUUCGGACUAUAUUCUCUAUCCGUUUCUCGUUUCAAUAUCUCUGGAUCAGGUGAAAUAACUGCCGAUUGGGACGUUGGAUUCUUGGCAAGAAACCCUAACGGCGUCCUUUGGUCGACGUAUUCGUGUAAUCGUGCCCUUGUUUCUGUUUACUACAAGAAUCAGCUCCUCUCGGAAGGCGUGUUCCCAGAAAUUCGUCUUCCUAGUAAGGAGACAAAAUCUUACACCGCUAAGGCUGUCGCAUUGGGUAAAAGGAUUGAUGACAGCCAAGUUGCAGAUGACAUUGCAAGCGAUUGGUCACAAGGAGUUGUGGCGUUCACUGUCAGAUUGCUGGACGCAUCAGAAGGCUCUGGUAUAAACAAUGUGAACGUCACCUGCAGCGACAUUAAGGUUGCGUUUUCAAAUCAUUCAAGUAGCCAGGGGACGAUGUUGGUUGGGCCGCAAGGUUCUCCAAACAAUACUGAUCGACAGGCUAUUACUCGUUGCUCAUCAUUAAGAUAG